Messenger RNA from Puntigrus tetrazona (Sumatra barb), 8345 nucleotides. It is a transcript of the gene magi2b, whose product is annotated as membrane associated guanylate kinase, WW and PDZ domain containing 2b. The record is from RefSeq and is a predicted model, not a curated record. Lineage: Eukaryota; Metazoa; Chordata; Actinopteri; Cypriniformes; Cyprinidae. Gene Ontology annotation, biological process: signal transduction; receptor clustering. Gene Ontology annotation, molecular function: signaling receptor complex adaptor activity; beta-1 adrenergic receptor binding; SMAD binding. Gene Ontology annotation, cellular component: dendrite; cytoplasm.
UUUUUUCUUAAGAAUCGAGAGAUAUCUCUUGAAGUAAAUCUUCUGAACUGACUCGAUCGAUUCUACAAACUUGGAAAUAAACAAAAUCUUGCAAUCUAAAUACUUUAUAUUUUGUUUAAAAAAAGAGCCCCACACAGGAUCAAACUUUGCAAGUUUUUUUCUUAUACAUUUGCUUUGAAUCAAAUCUUGAAAUCGACUCUACAAACUUGGAAAUCAAGAAAAAACUACAACACGAUAAUUUGCAAAACAAACAAACAAACAAACAAACAAACAAAAAGGCACAUAUUUUUUAUGAAUCUAUGUUUGUCGUCACUUAAAUCCUUGAUUCGACUCCAUAAACCUGGAAAUCAAAAAUGUUGCAAUAAAACCUAAAAAAGUCACACAGGAUCAAAUUAUCCUUGGCACCUUUGUCUUUCAAACCUAUGUAUUUGCCUUAAAUCAAAUUUUGCAUUCGACAUGAACUUGGGCUCCGGUCGCGCACCUUCCUUCUCUUCCCGUCCGAGGCUGAAGGCUCGCUUCUGCGCGAAGCCCGUUUUGAGGAAUGCACGCUCGUCUUGCACUAGCAUUCCUGCCUCCUCCUAGACAUCACAUCCGGGUCACUCGGCAGUCAGCGUGUAAGCGAGCGUGCUCCUCCAUACAGUUGCGUACUGCCGCUGCAGCUCUCAGCGCAACUCCACCGCAUGCAACAUGGACACUGCGAGCAGCGGCCAGCCGCGGAGGAUCUGAGCGCGCCUCGGGACUCGCGAUACGCCACACCGGGGCAGGGAUGAGGUGCCGUCCAGCAGCCGCACACUGGUAGGCGAGUCGUCAAUUGUCAGCGAUGUCAAAGAGUCUGAAGAAGAAGAACCACUGGACGAACAAAGUCCACGAAGCGGUGCUCAGCAGGAAUAAGGAAGGCGAGCUGGGGUUCGACUUGAAAGGGGGCGCCGAGAACGGCAAUUUCCCUUAUUUUGGGGAGGUGAAGCAGGGUAAGGUGGCCAUCCAGAGCGGCAAGCUGUCCCAGGACGAGCUGCUCUUGGAGGUCAACGAUACACCGGUGGCGGGGCUCACCAUCAGGGAUGUGCUGGCCGUGAUCAAGCACUGCAAAGACCCGUUCCGGCUGAAGUGCGUGAAGCAAGGCGGUGUUGUGGAUAAGGAUCUCCGACAUUAUCUCAACCUACGGUUCCAGAAGGGUUCAGUGGACCACGAGCUUCAACAAAUAAUACGCGACAACCUCUACCUCCGGACUGUGCCGUGCACAACGAGACAGCCCAAAGAGGGAGAGGUCCCAGGUGUGGACUACAACUUUGUGAGCGUUGAGCGGUUUAUGGAAUUAGAGAAAAGUGGGGCUUUGUUAGAAAGUGGAACAUACGAAGAUAACUUCUAUGGCACGCCAAAGCCUCCUGCCGAACCCACGCCGAUGCUGUUUAAUGUGACGGACCAACUCUUGCCCGGUGCCCGACCCAGUGCAGAGGGAAAAAGGAAGAGGAAUAAGUCCGUCAGUAACAUGGAGAAGGACAGCAUCGAGCCACCAGAAGAGGAGGAGGAAGAGAGCCCCGUCGUCAACGGCAACGGCAUCGCCAUCACACCAGAAUCAAGCGAACACGAGGAUAAGAGCACUGAUGCUUCUGGAGACGUUCCCGUCCAGCCAUGCCCACCCGAGACGCCCACCCUCACCGCCACAGAUGCCCCUGAGGAGGAAGGAGACGCCCCCAAGUCCCCGCAGGACUCCCAGGAGAAUGACGAACUGGGACCUUUGCCAGAUAACUGGGAGAUGGCCUACACUGAGAAAGGAGAAGUUUACUUCAUAGAUCACAAUACCAAAACGACGUCAUGGCUCGACCCUCGACUAGCGAAGAAAGCCACCCCGGAGGAGUGUGAGGAAGAUGAACUUCCAUAUGGCUGGGAGAAAAUAGACGACCCUAUUUAUGGCAGUUACUAUGUUGACCACAUUAACAGAAGGACACAGUUUGAGAACCCCGUCCUAGAGGCCAAACGAAGGAUGCAACAGCAACAGCAAAUGCAAAGUCAAGGUCUAUCGGCGCUGCCAUUGCCCACAAUAUAUAGAGAAAAGCCCCCGUUCACGAGAGACGCCACACAACUCAAAGGGACGUUUCUCACCACGGUGCUACAGAAGAGCAACAUGGGAUUCGGCUUCACCAUCAUUGGUGGGGACGAGCCGGACGAGUUCCUGCAGGUCAAGAGCGUCAUACCUGAGGGACCUGCAGCCCAAGAUGCCAAGAUGGACACAGGUGAUGUAAUCGUCUAUAUCAACGACAUCUGUGUUUUGGGCACAACCCAUGCUGACGUGGUGAAGCUUUUCCAGUCCGUCCCCAUUGGCCAGAGUGUCACCCUGGUGCUGUGUCGAGGUUACCCUCUCCCUUAUGACCCAGAAGACCCCUCCGCUAGCUCCUCCAUGCCCCCCUUGGGCCUAGUGGAUCACCCGUUGCUGCUCAAUGGAAGGAACAACUAUGAAAAUUACAUGGAGUACAUGUCUUUGACUGGACGUUUAGUGCCCGAGCACGGCGAGGGCCUUACCCCGCAUCCCCAUCCUGGAGACACACACCUGGACGGCUCUCAGCCUCCAUCCCUGACCACACCGGGACCCCCACCUGAAGACAGCAUCUCCAUGGCGUCCUCCUCAGGAGCAACCGCCGGUGCUCAAGUGGCCCCUGAACUUCUGAGUCUCACUAUAACCAAAGGCACAGAGGGCUUCGGGUUCACCAUCGCUGACAGUCCCACAGGACAAAGAGUCAAACAGGUUCUGGAGCCUCAGGGUUGUCCGGGGUUAUGUGAAGGAGAUUUGAUGGUGGAGAUUAAUCAGAAGGGUCUCCAGGGACUCAACCACACACAGGUGGUGCAGCUGCUCAAGGACUGUCCAGUGGGAACAGAGGCUACGCUUGUCAUUCAGAGAGGAGCAGCAGCAGGCCUCUACACACCCUGGGAUCCCACAAAACAGUGGGACCCUCAAGGAAGCCCCCAGACCAGCUUGUCGGCUGCUCUGCUCCCCCACGGUGCCCCACAUCCCGGCCAGACGCUCCACCGCUCCUCCGUUCCAGACACAGAGGCCUUCCACCUGGGCAAGCCGGACCCCUACGACCUCUAUGAGAAGUCACGGGCCAUUUAUGAAAGCAGACGUGUGGAGUAUCAGGAAGUGGAGGUGCACCUGCUGCGGGAGAAGACCGGCUUCGGUUUUAGGAUCCUGGGUGGAGACGAGGCGGUGCAGGCUAUUGUGAUCGGAGCAAUCAUAGAGAACAGCCCCGCGGAGCGCGACGGCAGAUUGCGUCCAGGAGAUGAGCUGGUCUCGGUUGACAGGAUGCCCGUGGCGGGGAGACCACACCGCUACGUCAUCGACCUCAUGCACGCGGCCGCACGAAACGGACAGGUCACCCUGACCGUCAGGAGGAGAGUUCUGCUGCAGCAGGGCCAGCCGUGUGAGGAAAACGGCGCAGUGGCCAAUCAAAGCAGUUCUCCCCGGGGUCAUGCCGUGUGCCCCGUCAACUUGCCCCCCACCACUGAUGUAGUUAUCCAUCGUAAGGAAAGUGAAGGCUUUGGUUUCGUCAUCAUCAGCUCUCUUAAUCGUCCAGAGACCACAAACACAAUAACUGUGCCACAUAAGAUCGGCCGCAUCAUCGAGGGCAGUCCGGCUGAUCGCUGUGGGAAGCUGAAGGUUGGUGAUCGUAUUAUGGCUGUCAACUGUCAGUCCAUCAUCAACAUGCCUCACGCUGACAUUGUCAAGCUGAUCAAAGACGCUGGACUCACUGUCACCUUGCACAUCAUCCCUGAAGAAGACGUAAACGGUGCUCAUUCAGCCCCUACAUCAGAGAAGCAGAGUCCCAUGGUGGUCCAGAAGCACAGCCCUCAGACUCAGUCCAGCCCAGCAGCCCAGCAGAGCCCGACCGUGGCUCAUCCCAGCCCACCAGCCCCCCACCCCAGCCCGGCCACCACACAGCCCAGUCCCCUGCUGAUGGAGCCGGGCCCUGGAGCUCCGCACAGCAGCCCACCAGUGACUCAGAGCAGUCUGCCUGUGAGUCAGGCCGGGCUGGAGGCCAUGCAGUCGGGCUCAGGGGUGACUCAGGCUGCUGCUGCUGCUGCUGUGGAUCCCAGCAUACCCGGAGUUCAGCCCACCUCCAUCGGAUCAGUGCCAGUCCCACCACAGCUGUACCUUCAUGACACCAGGUCGGAGGUUAAAGCCAGGCAGGAUGUUAAACCAGAUAUCUGCCAAGCUGCAUAUACAGACUACAGACAGCCUCCGGUGGACUACAGACAUCCUCCUGUAGCAGACUACAGACAGCCGCCCACCAUGGAGUACAGACACCCCCCUGCUCUCAUAGACUACAGACAGCACUCCAUCGCCGAUUACAGACCACAGGACUAUGACUAUUUCACUGUGGAACUGGAGAAAAGUGUGAAGGGAUUUGGCUUUAGCAUCCGCGGAGGACGGGAAUAUAAGAUGGACCUGUUUGUGCUGAGACUGGCUGAGGAUGGACCUGCGAUCCGCAACGGCAGAAUGAGGGUCGGAGAUCAGAUUAUUGAAAUUAACGGUGAGAGUACGAGAGACAUGAGUCACGCUCGCGCCAUCGAGCUCAUCAAAGCCGGCGGCCGUCGAGUACGUCUGCUGUUGAAAAGAGGCACGGGGCAGGUGCCGGAAUACGGAAUGGUACCUACCAACCUUACCAUGUGCAUGAAAAGCGACACUCUAGCCUCACCCUAUUUCUUCAUAAUGGGACACUCUAAAGACACGUGCCGCCUCCCGGAGUGCUGUCUCUCCAGCCACCCCUGCCUUGUCGGAAGUAGUCUCACCCCGCUAGCGUGACACUCGCCCUUUCGCCGUCAGCCGUCAUCUCAUCCAGCCUCAAACCCUGGACUUUCAGAGGCAUCCUGUGACAGUCUGGACCAAUCACAGCGCCCCUGGUGGUCAGUUUUGUGGGGCUUCGCCCGCAGAACAAAGGGUGGCAGGUCCACCUGUAAGAGCUGUGCUUUGAACAGCCUAAAAAAACGGAGGAGACGGAUCAUAAAAGUCGAAAUUAUUAAGAACAGAUGGAGACACAUCAACCUCAAAUGGACUGUCGCAUCCAACUUGCUUUUCAUAUAGUCUCUGAUCCAAGUUCGUUUUUCGUUUUUUCCGGACGAUUCCAGAUGAACGGCAGCCAAAGACGCGUGGCUCGCCCUCUCGCUGUUUAAUUCUGGAUCCAGAGCGGAAACUUCUCGCAGGGGAACGAGCCGAACUUUCAACGCCUCGUUCUUCCGUCCGGCGGACCCGAGCUCUCUUUGUUUGUUUAUCAUGUAGAGGUUGUUUAUUUUUUGUAUAAUUUCAAGAUGUUCAUACCAAACCCCUAGCGAUACCGGGGGUCAAAUAUCGCAAAUAUAUGUGUAGCAUGAAAAGAGAUUUCUGAAGAAACACACAAACUUCUGAGUUGAGAACUAAGCAUUGCGUUUCGUUAUAUGUCUGAUGGGAAAAAAAAGUCACCAUAGACAUUGUGAAACACUUGACAGUAAAUUUAAAGGGAGACCGCCAUGAUGGAGGUACAAGGGUAAGUAUCAUGCCUGAAUUACGGGAGGCAAAUGCAUAUCAAUCGCCAAAUCUGUCACAUGGACGUAUCCCUUUAGAUCCCAAGACGAUAUGUUACGUUAGUAUGGUUUAGUCGGUGAAUUCUACACCCAGCCAAACGUUCGCUACAUCGCGAACUGAACCGAAGAGGACCGCGGAUGUUUUGGAAGCCUCGGUGUGUCAUUGGCCCUGUACUGUGCAGCACCACUGUGGAUCUGGGGUGCCAUCUUACACCUCACAAGCUUCAUUCCCAUGUCUCUGAUGGCUCCGAAGUUCAAGAAAGCUAAUUAGCGGAGCUAAUUAAAAAAAAAAAAAAAAAGAGAUGGUUUUUCAGGACAGUUUGGUCUGAGACCAGGAGAUAUGCAGUCUUUCGCCGUGUCCUAACCAAGUACGACUUGACAAAUAAUUUGCCUGUUUGCCGUGAAAAUGCCACAAAAUCACAUUCAUCCAGAACUUAUUUGACAUGUAGACAGCCACGUGGGUUUUGGGCCAAUAAGACAGCGGUAGGUGGGGCUACAUUUCGGUUUUACACCAAUAUUAUAAAUAUGGACAGAGCUGCACACAGAGAGAUUUGGGAUUUAGACCAAUACCAUAAUUAUGCGUUAUAUAGUUACAAGAUGCACAAUAUUUGGGUAUAUUGGGUGUCUGCCGGUAUAGCUGUUGGUCAGUAUUGGUUACGUAAAUUAUAGAAUUACGUAAUUUGCAGUCUUCUAAAAAUUCAAAUUUAAUGACACUGUUAAAUGAUAGCAAAUAUUCGCAAUGAAUAUAAUUUUUUAAUACCGUACAUUAUAAGUGAUGCCCACAUUUUUUUGUGUGUGUUUUAUAUUUAUUUAUCCUAGAAAAAAUGGUAUGGGAUUUUAAUGUUGAGCAUUUAUCGGUUGUUGCCCUUAACAUGAAAACAGCUGUAUCGAUAUCAGUCAGAAGUUUAUAUCCUGGCCGCUUUGCUUUAGCGCUUCAUCACGUCACGCUUGGUUAAGACACGGUUGAGGUUCAGCCGGGAGCAGAGGCGAUGAAAAGGGGGCAUGAUCAGGGUCUCUCUAGCAUGAAUGGGUGGGACCCAGUUGUAUGGGGCAGAGUGCCUUACUGGCAGGACAAAGAGCAGUAAAAAUAUGCAUUUUACAUAAAAAUAGAAAUAUCUUAAGAGCUGAGCUUUUGUUUUCACCUUUGAUUCGACGGGUGACAAACAUCGCCGAUUUUUUUCUGAUGUUGUGAAAACGUUUCGUUAGUAAAAAAAAAAAAAAAAAAAAACUGUAUAAAGAUGGAAACCUCUGAUCUGGCACACGUGGACAGCGGUAGGGGAAAAUAUAUCAAGGUUUUGUGUUACGGCAAACAACGACUGAUUCGAACCUUUGUCGUUCUGACCUUUUCAUUAGACGGAAGAGACGGCGUUAAUGGGUUUCAUGCGGCGGUAGUGAUCAACAGAAACAUUUACAGCGAUUGAAGCUCACGAGGGUUUGAUGCCAUGCAGUGUUUUGCCUCUUUUUUUGUAUUCAUUUAAUUGUGAAGUUGUCUUAUGCUGCUCUGCACCUGUCGUUCUGAUCACAGGCUGAUAACUGUGCCAAUUCAAUUGUUCUUGAGAUACGUGGAAUGUAAUUCCAGAGCGGUUUUGUAAACCACAGAAUAUCCUGAAAGCUGCGUUCGGGAGCUGCAUUGAACAAGUUGCAUAUCAGUACAAGCUUAUCACAUUCCUCCUUCUUAACACUGCAAAAAAACCCAGUUUUUUUUUUUGGUCUUGUUUUUCUGUAAACAUUAAACAUUCUUAAAACAAGGUAGACUUUUCGGAAAAGCAUUUAUAUAGAUUUGACAACAAAACAAACAGUAUUUUACACUUAAACAAUUGUAGUUGCUUUAUGUAUUGUUUAACAUUAAAUAUUUUUCAUUAAAUAUUCAAAUUAAAGUUUAUUUUUGACGGAAUUAUUUUAAUACUUGGUUAUUCAUUUUAAAUAAAUUUACUUUAUUUAACAAUCAUGCCGAAAUCAAAAUAUGUACGCCAUUUUGAGAUUCUUAAAUCCAACGUAAAGAUUUUUUUUUUUGGAUGGAUAAAUCUUAAAUAAUCUAAAAGUAAUCUUUUUUUUUAACAUGUAUUUUUAUAAUUUGACUUGUUUUAAGCAUAAACUACAAUUAUCCUUAACAUACAGAAAAAAAAACCCUGUUUGCUGACGGUGUAAGAACAAUAAGCCCAAGUCAAUAUAUAUUUUAUCAAUAAAUAUAUCUUAUUUUAAGGAUGUUUAGAUAUUUUUGCUGAAAAACUAGAAACUUUUUUUUUUUUUUUUUUUUUUUUUGCAGUUGAAACAAGAUAGUGUAUAUGUAUGGUUUUGUAGCUAGCACAUAAUACUUGUAGUCUCCAUUGAUUGCCAUCAUUGGGUGCAGUGUGCUAGAUUAAACUGCUGUUUACAUGGAGAGACAGACAGCGAGAAACGGUGAAGGAAAACGUGGAUGCAUUUAUUGCACAGCUCAUAGCUUUUACUGUUUGAAGCUGUAUCCUGCCUGCUGUGAAAAUAAGACAAAGAAGAAGAAGAAGAAGAAGAAAAAAAAACAUUUUAUAUUGAGGAAAAUAUUGAAUCUGUGAAAGAUGGCACGUGCCGGGGCCCAUUCAGAUCAAUAUUACUGUCUAGUGUUAGAUGUGUAUUUACCUUGUACAGCUGUACUCCUAUAAAUAUGGUUUAAUGUAUUAUUGAUAGUUUCAAAGACUAAGUGAUCAAAUAUUUUUAUGAAAUGCAACAGUACGGAUAUAAUAAAUUUUGCUAAAAUCUUGUUUACCUGUAUGAUAUUCUGAUAUACUGUUAAAUAAACUCUUGACAAGGUCUAAAGUUCA